This is a messenger RNA of Ectocarpus sp. CCAP 1310/34, 2150 nucleotides long. Lineage: Eukaryota; Phaeophyceae; Ectocarpales; Ectocarpaceae. The record is from the annotation of a GenBank genome assembly.
AUGGUGUCAACGAGCUUCGCCAAGUUCCCUUCCAUCGCUCUCCUCGGGAAGAAGGGGAGAUCCGCCGCGUCCUUGGCAGAUGGGACGAAGAGCAAGAGUCUGUGGGAAGUAGUGGUGGCCCUCGAUAGCGACGUCGGUAGCGCUGACGACACCUUCACGGUGCUGACCCACCUCAGCGCGGACUCGGCGGGGCUGCAUCCCCUGGAGGCGGGCGACAUGCUGCUGGGCUACGACCUCAGGGGGAAGAAUUUCAACGAGGCUCUCCUGAGCGGGCUAUCCGGCGACGUUCCGGACAUCGUUCUCGUGAAGAGGGCUCCUCCACCAAAGACAGCGCAAUCCAAGAAAAAGCGCUACAAGCUGCGGUCGUUGGACGUGUCGGGCGGCGGCGGAGGAGGAGGGGCGGAUCACGGCAAGGAGGGCAAGCGGGGGGGCAGCGGCGGCGGCGGGAAGGCUUCACACGCGGGGGGCAGCGAUGAGAGAGAGAUGGCGGCACUCAUCGAAGAGCUCUCCAUGGACGAAGAGCUGAGGGCGGAGCUAGGGGUCGUGCCAGAGCCGGACGAAGACCCCAGCGGAGCGGUGGCGGCAGAUCCCGUAGGGGAAUAUGAAGAAAGGUAGGGUCAUGCCUGAGCCAGAUUAAGACGCCAGCUGAGCGAUGGGGGCAGACCCUGAAAGAGAGGACGCGCAGAAGAAGGCUAGAAGGGGUAGGGGCACCGCGACUGGAUGCUAGCCUGCGUGGGGUCAUCCCUGGGCCACGUGAAAACGUCCGCAGAACGAUAAUGGCGGCAGACCCGGAAAGGGGGAAUACGUAGAAGAACGGCAGGGUGGGGUAUGGGCGCCGCGUGGGGUUGUUCACGACUGUGGCAAGCCAGGCGCUCCCAGGCGACAAAUUUUAUUCUGCUCGGACUGCCGUGGAAGCGAGAUAGACUGUGCAGGUGUAGAGCAGAGAUAGUUGAAACCCAAGACGUUUUUCUUUGCUUUUGACUGCCGUGAAGAUGUCUGAUGGGUGACUGCUGUCCUUCGCUUGGCUAUGUACGAGCUAUUGCCUGCGUCCCUUCCUCGUCAAAAGUUUGGGCGGUCAGUCCCGAACAGCGUGACGCGAAAGCCUUCCGACAACGUACCAUUUGAUUCUGGCAUGCUCUUCGUCGUUCAGAGAAAAAUGAGGUCAAGGGGUGUGUGGAUCCUUUGCCACCUAGUGACGGUUGUAUAUUGCUGCAGUACGCGCUACGCGCCACAGCAAUUGUUCGAUUGUUCGUCUAGCGUGGGGCGAGACUGGGGCUUGAUGACUGCCAGGGCGAGAGCGCCAUCGGAGUUGAGAGGGCGAGGCCCACGGGCGGGAUCAGGACUAUCGCGGCGCGGCAGGUUUCCUUGAGGCUGCCGGUGUGCACGAUAGUUAAUAGUGGUGUUGGAGUUCAGCGCUCCUCUUUUUGUUGCGGGAGAGAUGUCAUAGGCUAGCUGUCGGCCGAGACAAAGCGGCUUGUGUUGACGAAAAAGGAGAGAGCCUCACAAACAAGGCGGAUUGAAGUUGGACAUACAUUCACAGCCCCUCUACAAGGCAGGUAUGCGCCAGACCGGUUAGCCCGCCCUCUACAGGGCACCCGCCUCCUUCGAUGCGUAGGACAACUUGAUGGUUCAGUCUGUCCCAGCCAAUUGUACCCGCCUUAUAAAUGACACCUACCAUGUAUAACCCGCGUUGUAGAGGGCCAAGGACUGUAGGAGAAUCCUGAAGUGAGAUAUGAUAGCUGUCGACGGAGGAGGGGUUCCCCCGUGGAUGGCAGUUGGGGGGUUAGAGACCUCAGAAACGAGGCAGGUUCAAAUUGGACGCGGGAGAAUCCACAAGUCUCGUGUGGAAAAGAUACAUAGAUGUCGCAGACUGGCUGCCGGGUUGCGUGGGUGAAAAGGGGGGUUUGAGGGCCUCAGAGCCCGCAGCACGUUGAAGUUGAAGGUUGGGACAUCCAGUCGUCUCGUGUGGAGAAGAUACGGAGGCAAUUGUCUUGCGCAUGCCGGAGAUCAGAGUUGUUUGGUGGUAACGAGUUUUCUUUGACAUCUCUCAGUGGGAAAGGGUAAGUGAGGCUGUUGGAUCACUCCAAGCCUUCACUCCGAAACCUAAAACGGAGACAUAUUUUUCACCGCUUCCUUCACCCCUGCUGCUC